Molecule: messenger RNA, 3519 nt
Organism: Taeniopygia guttata (zebra finch)
Lineage: Eukaryota; Metazoa; Chordata; Aves; Passeriformes; Estrildidae
Source: RefSeq, a predicted model, not a curated record
CCGUUUCACCGCAGUCACUCCGUGCCGGCCAGGGCAGCGGCGGGAGCUCUGAGAUGGCGGCGGCUGCGGUGGUCCCGGUGCGGCGGACGGGCGCGGAGACCCCCGGGAGGGCGGCCGGGGCUUGCCGUGGGCUCUGAGCGCAGGUGACCCGGCCAUGGCCUCUCCCGGUGGUUCCCAAGUCCCAGAGUCGCUUCCGGCCCCGGCGGCCCCGGGGGAGCAGCUGAGCCCUGAGGAGCUGCAGCUGCUGGCCCGGCUGGAGGAGCAGAACCAGUCAAGAAAAUUGAAUAUUUCAUAUUUUCUGUCUUUUUUGGACAAAAAUUUCAGUUACAAUUGAUGUUGUUUGGGUUCGGAGGGAAUAUCUCCAUUUUUUCAGUCAUUUUCGGGGGAAUAUUUCAAUUUUUUGACUCAUUUUAUUGGGAAUAUUUCCAUUUUUUGAGUGAUUUUAGGAAGAAUAUUUCCAUUAUUGGAGUGGUUUUAAGAGAAAUAUCUCCAAUUUUGGGAGAAUAUCUCCAAUUUUGGGGAAAUAUCUCCAUUUUGGUUGGAAUAUCUUCAUUUUAAAGUGACUAUCUCCAUGUUUCAGUGGAAUAUUUCCAUUUUUGGAUGAAUAUCUCAAUUUUGAGUUGAAUUAUCUCCAUUUUUGGGUGGAAUAUUUCCAUUUUAGGUGAAUUACCGCCAUUUUUAGUUGAAAUAUUUCCAAUUUUUGGGGUAAUAUCUCAAUUUUUGGGUGAAUAUCUCCAUUUUUAGUUGAUUUAUCUCCAUUUUUGGGUGGAAUAUUUCCAUUUUUUGGGUUAAUAUCUCCAUUUAUGGUUGGAAUAUCUCAAUUUUUGGGUGAAUAUUUCCAUUUUUGGAUGAAUAUUUCCAUUUUUGGAGAUAUUGGAGUUGCGGCCAAGCUGGAGGAGCAGAACCGGUCAGAAAAAUGGAAUAUUUGAUAUUUUCUGCACUUCUUUGGGGCAAAAAUUAGAUUUCCUGGAGGUUUGGAGCAAGAGAUCCAUUUCUGGGGAAAAUAUCUCAAUUUUUUCGGUCAUUUUUAGGGGAAUAUUUAAAUUUUUUUUGCCAUUUUAUUGGGAAUAUUUCCAUUUCCAUUUUUUGAGCCAUUUUUGGGGCAUAUUUCCACAUUUAGGGAAGAAUAUUUCCAUUUUUAGGUGAAUUAUCUUCAUUUUCGGGGUGAUAUCUCAAUUGCUACGUGGAAUAUUUCCAUUUUUGGGUCAAUAUUUCCAUUUUUAGGUGGAAUAGCUCCAUUUUGGGCUGGAAUAUCUCAAUUUUUGGGAGAAUAUCUCUAUUUUUGGAUGAAUAUUUCCAUUUUUGGAGAUAUUGGAGUUGUGGCAAAGUUGGAGGAGCAGAACCAGUCAGAAAAAUGGAAUAUUUGAUAUUUUCUGUCUUUUUUUGGGGCAAAAAUUUCAGUUAAAAUUGAUGUUCUUUGGGUUUGGAGCAAGAGAUCCAUUUUUGGGGAGAAUAUCUCAAAUUUUCGGGGAAUGCCUCCAUUUUUUGACCCAUUUUUGGGUGGAAUAUUUCCAUUUUUUGGGUGAAUAUCUCCAUUUUUCAUUGAUUUAUCUCCAUUUUUGGGUGGAAUAUUUCCAUUUUUGGGAUAAUAUUUCUAUUUUUAGGUGAAUUUUCUCCAUUUUUGGAUGAAUAUCUCCAUUUUCGGGCUGCUGGAGGCCGACUCCAAGUCACUGUGCUCGGUGAAUGGCGCGCGCCGUGCCAGUGCCUCCUCGCCCGGCCCCGGCUCCUUGGCCCUGUCUCAACUCGGGCCCCUGGAGGAGGAGACCUGGAGCCUCUGGGGCCGCAUCGUCAGCGACUGGGAUGAGUGGAGGAAGAAGAAGGAGAAGCUGCUCAAGGAGCUGAUCCGCAAGGGGAUCCCGCAGCAGUUCCGCGCCGCGGGGUGGCAGCGGCUCUGUGGCGCGGCUGAACUGCCGCUCAAGGCGCGCUACCCGGAGCUGCUGUGGGUGUCGUUGCCCUGCGAGCGCCUGAUCUGCCGCAACUUUGCCCGCACCUACCCCGAGCACACCCUCUUCAGCGGGCAGCGCAGCCUGGGCCAGCAGGUGCUCUUCAACGUCAGGAAGUCAGCUGCCCGCUCACGACCACAGGACCCUGAGCACAAAAAUCCGCUUAUUUCUCUGGGAAAGAAGACUCACCAGUCCAGGACCCUGAAUAAAACAUCGCCUGAUUUCCCUGGGAAAGAAAACUCACCAGUCCAGGUUCCUGCUAUCAGUUUGUAGGGAUUCCCUGGGACUGUCAGGGCAGCACAAGUAUGAGGUGGGGGCAGCUCCAGUCUGGGACUUAUCCUUCGAUGUUCGGAUUUUUUGCAGUCAGCUGCCCGCUCAGGGCGACAAGGCCCUGAGCAAAAACAUCGGCUCUUUUGCCAGGGAAAGAAAACUCACCUGUCCAGCUUCCUGAUGUCAAUUUUUAGGGCUCCCCUGGGACUGUCAGGGAAGCAGAAGUAUGAGUUGGGGGAAGCUCCUGUCUGGGACUUAUCCUUCAAUGUUCGGAUAUUUUGCAGUCAGCUGCCCGCCCAGGGCCACAGGACUCGGAGCACUAAAAUCAGCUCUUUUCCCAGGGAAAGAAAACUCACCCGUCCAGGUUCACGAUGUCAGUUUGUAGAGCUCCCCUGGGACUCUCAGGGCAGCACAAGUAUUAUGUACGGGCAGCUCAUUUCUGGCUCUUAUCUCUCGAUGAUCCGAUUUUAUGCAAAGAGCUGCCCGCUCAUGUCCACAGGACCCUGAGCACAAACAUCGACUCUUUUCCCUGGGAAAGAAAACUCACCCGUCCACGUUCCUGAUGUCAGUUUGUAGGGCUCCCCUGGGACUGUCAGGGCAGCACAAGUAUGAGGUGGGGGAAGCUCCUAUCCGGGACUUAUCCUUUGAUGUUCAGAUUUUUGCAGUCAGCUGCCGGCUCAGGGCCACAGGACUCGGAGCGCAAACAUCGGCUCUUCUGCCAGGGAAAGAACAUUCACCAGUCCAGGUUCCUGAUGUCAGUUUGUAGGGCUCCCCUGGGACUGUCAGGGCAGCACAAGUAUGAGGUGGGGGAAGCUCCUCUCUGGGAAUUAUGCUUCAAUGUUCGGAUUUUUUUCAGUCAGCUCCCCGCUCAUGUCCACAUGACCCUGAGCAAAACAUCGGCUAAUUUCCCUGGGAAAGAAAACUCACCAGUCCAGGUUCCUGAUGUCAGUUUGUAGGGAUCCCCUGGGACUCUCAGGGCAGCACAAGUAUGAGGUGGGGGCAGCUCCUGUCUGGGACUUCUCUAUCAACGUUCUGAUUUUUUGAAGUCAGCUCACCGCCCAGUGCCACAGGACCCCGAGCAAAACAUAAGCUCUUUUGCCAGGGAAAGAAAACUCACCAGUCCAGGUUCCUGAUGUCAGUUUGUGGGGCUCCCCUGGGACUGUCAGGGCAGCACAAGUAUGAGGUGGGGGCAGCUCCUGUCUGGGAAUUAUGCUUCAAUGUUCGGAUUUUUUUCAGUCAGCUUCCCGCUCAUAUUCACAGGACCCUGAAUAAAACAUCGCCUGAUUUCCCUGGGAAAGAAAACUCA